CAGGAGAAGGUUUGCCAGAAUUUCGCUCAUAGCUAUACUUGACUUUUUGCUGUACAGUGAUUUGCAGUCUUUGAUUUUUCAUAGUGAUCAAUGGUGAUUAACUUAAAAUUUGCAAACGGUUGACAAGCAAUAAAACACAUGUCUUACCUUACGCGUAAAAUAUCUUUCAAAUUUUUUUAGGUUAGGAUAAGGUCGUUCUGGAAAGUACUUAUUGAACGCGCGCGAUCUAACGUAACAUAUUGGAAUUCGCCGAAACAGUAAUUUUUAAUUUCCCCCCCCUUUUUGCGAGAAGGUUGUUCUUGGUAGAUAAGAGACCCGUGUGCUUAUCGCCAUUCCUGACCCCGCGUAUCGUGCAGUUUCGCAUUACUGUGCAAUUGCGGCGAUGGCCACCUGGAACGGUUCAUAUCCGGAAGAUCCAGGUUGCUUAGUGUACGCCGACCAGAAUGCAACAGACACUACCGCAGGAAACUGGUCGUACUUCGUUGAUAACAACACAUACCUACAACGCAAUGUAUCUCAAAUAUCCGCGGGAAGUUACUAUCCUAGAGCUAGGGGUGGUCACCAGGUCUAUGAACAGAACGAACCAACAACGUCUUCUCACCAGGAUGGCAGCCAGUAUCCGUCGAAUAUGGUGUCUUUACAGAACAAUGCCUAUCAGAAACGUGUAUUACCAGACACCUUGUCCGCAGAUAAUGCAGGAGCGUCGAACAGCUUCAUCUCGACGUCGCACAACGCAUCCUCCCGUGGCGGUUACAGAAGACCCAGGGGUAAUCGGGUGGCCGGCAAGCAUCCGCCACUGUCAUCGUCGACGGGCGACGUCGUUCAGUCCACUGUAGUGAAGAACUCCAAUUUACAUCUUAUAGCCAAUGAAUUUGUGCCGAAUAAUCAGGGCAGAUUCCGAAAAGAUAACAAAUUCAAGAAGUACGAUAACCCGAGUGGUUUCAAUACCUUCGGGCAAGAAUUCAGAUCAAAGUCAUCCCUGUCAGAUAAUAAAAGCGAAAGACAUUACGACAACAGAAAAGAUGCAAAUUAUAGACAGAGGAAGUCACAGGAUAUGCAGGCUCCAUCGAGAUCUAGCUACAGAGAUAUUCCUAGGACUUACAACACAAGAAACUAUAAUAAAUUUCAGAAUGGCAAGUAUUACAAUAGAAAGUAUCAGUCAAAUGUACCUUCUACUGAACAGAAUGCUGCUAGAGAAGCUCGAACAACUAUGACUAAUGCCAUUGAUUCAGCUAUGUCUAAUAGUCAGGAAAAUAAGUCUUUUGGUGAGGAUAUUCAAGAGGAUGACUCGUUUUCGAGUACAAAAAUCAAUAGAAGCAAGGAAGAGGUUUUGACACAAGAAGAUAACAAUUCAGAAAACAUGUCUUCAAGAAGUCAAGAAACAUCACGAAGUGGUAGAGUUAAGCGAUUUGCUAGUACAUCCAAUUAUCAUAGAUAUAUUUCAAACGAUAUGCAAUUUGAAUCUGGUACCAGCCGUAAAACAACAGCAACGACAGCAAAGUAUACACAAAGAAGAAACAAUGAGAUAAGUUAUAAGGAGAAGAAACUAACAAAUUGGAGAGAUAAGUCAGAAAGUAAUGAGACAGUGCAUACAUUUCAAGGAAAAUAUUUCAAGAAAAAAAAUGAUAUUGAUGAUGACUCGAGCCAGAGGGAAAGAUUAACUGAGCAGUUGAACAAGGGAAUAUUGGAAUGCCUGGUUUGUUAUGAGCAUAUUAAGCAAAGCGAUUACGUUUGGUCAUGUAGCAAUUGUUAUCACGUAUUGCAUUUAAAAUGUAUCAAAAAAUGGGCCAAGUCCUCUCAGAGCGAGAAUAAUAGUUGGAAGUGUCCGGCUUGUCGAGAUGUUAGUUUCCUCGUGCCUGAGGAUUACUUCUGCUUCUGUGGAAAGAUGAAGAUGCCAGAGUGGAAUCGCAGAGACAUAGCACAUUCAUGUGGCGAGAUUUGUGGCAGACAUCUGUCCAAGAAUAAUUGUACGCACAAAUGUAUUUUGCUCUGUCAUCCUGGCUCUUGUCCGCAAUGUAUAACAAUGACAACCAAGUAUUGCGGAUGCGGGAAAACGUCGAAGAUGCUUCUAUGUAGCGCUCAACAACGGUUAAUAUGUGAUUCAGUAUGCGGCAAGGAUUUGUCGUGUGGCAAACACACCUGUCAGAGAAUAUGUCAUCAGGGAGAAUGCGGGCCUUGCGACAAAACUAUACAACAAAUAUGUUUCUGUAGUAAGAAAACUCAGGAGAUACCCUGUCGAGUCAAUGUCGCAGAUACAUUUUCCUGUGAUAAUACUUGUAAUAAAAUGUUAGACUGCAAGAAACAUUAUUGUCAGAAAGUCUGUCAUCCAGGGUCCUGCAAACCCUGUUCUUUGACGCCUGAAAAUGUUACUGUGUGUUGUUGUGGUCAAACACCAUUAAUAGAGAAGAGAGAGAGUUGUACGGAUCCUGUGCCGACCUGCGAUAAAAUCUGUUCAAAGCGCUUGAAAUGCGGCCAGCCUAGUAAUCCGCACAUCUGCAAGGCAUUAUGUCAUGUAGGGGAAUGUCCGGAAUGUGACUUGAACACUGAUGUCAAGUGUCGUUGCGGUAACAUGGAUCGCGAAAUUGCUUGCAAAGACUUAAUGAGCAAGGCCGAUGAUGCACGCUGCGAGAAACGCUGCAAGAAGAAAAGAACCUGUGGUAAACACAAUUGCAAUCAGUUGUGCUGCAUCGACAUCGAACACAUCUGUCCGUUACCAUGUUCAAAGACUUUGAGCUGUGGUCGGCAUAAGUGCCAGGAAAGAUGUCACAUAGGAAGAUGUUCGCCUUGCUUGGAGAGCAGCUUUGAAGAAUUGUAUUGUGAAUGCGGCGCCGAGGUGAUUUAUCCGCCGGUACCAUGUGGUACGAGAAGACCCACUUGCAAUCGACCAUGUUCGCGCGAACACCUCUGCAACCACGAAGUAUUGCACAACUGCCACAGCGAGCCCACAUGUCCACCUUGCAGCGUCUUGACUCAGAGAUGGUGCCAUGGUAGACAUGAACUCAGGAAGGCAGUGCCGUGCCAUGUGAAAGAGAUCUCGUGUGGUCUGCCGUGUAAUAAACCAUUGACGUGUGGACGGCAUAAAUGUAUCACAAUGUGCCAUGCCGGACCCUGCGAGAGAGCCGGACAACAGUGCACUCAACCUUGCACUACAACGAGAGAACUCUGUGGCCAUAUUUGUGCUGCUCCAUGCCACGAAGGCAGGUGUCCAGAUAUGCCUUGCAAAGAGACGGUCAAGGUUACAUGCCAGUGUGGGCAUAGAACUAUGAGUCGUGCCUGUGCAGAUAAUGCACGAGAAUAUCAGAGGAUAGCAAGCAACAUUUUGGCUAGUAAGAUGGCGGAUAUGCAACUUGGUCACUCUGUUGAUUUGGAAGAAGUGUUUGGACAAGGUGCAAAAAAGCAGAAUCAGUUAAAGACUUUGGAAUGCAACGACGAGUGUAAGACAAUAGAAAGAAACAGAAGACUCGCAUUGGGAUUGCAGAUUGUCAAUCCGGAUUUAAGUGGCAAACUGAUGCCUAGAUAUAGCGAUUACAUGAAACAGUGGGCUAAAAAAGAUCCGUACUUCUGCCAAAUGAUUCAUGACAAAUUGACAGAGUUAGUACAGCUAGCGAAGACAUCCAAACAGAAAUCCCGGAGUUAUUCGUUUGAAAUUAUGAACAGAGAAAAGCGUCAUUUUGUGCACGAGACGUGCCAGCAUUUUGGCUGUGAGAGUCAAGCGUAUGAUGAAGAGCCAAAGAGAAAUGUUGUUGCUACUGCUGUAAAAGACAAGUGUUGGUUACCAAGCUACAGUUUAUUAGAAAUGAUACAAAGAGAGAAAGGACAAAGAAAGGUUCCAGGCCCGGUACUUAAUACUUCGAAGGGAAAUAACUCUACAAAGACUGUUUUUUCGUUACCUGUAAAACAGAAUCAGCAAUUGCUGCCAUCGUCAACUCCUAAAACUGUUGACAAAGAAAUAGAUUAUUUUGACUAUCGAGAUUAAAUUAUCAGUAACAUAUAAAAGACAACACAGGUUAUAUAAUGUAUAUAUCAUAAACAGGGCUUAAA
Cyphomyrmex costatus is the source of this 4041-nucleotide messenger RNA. RefSeq names its product nuclear transcription factor, X-box binding stc (gene stc). The record is from RefSeq and is a predicted model, not a curated record. Bases 383 to 3976 code for a protein of 1197 amino acids. Gene Ontology annotation, cellular component: nucleus. Gene Ontology annotation, molecular function: zinc ion binding; DNA-binding transcription factor activity, RNA polymerase II-specific; RNA polymerase II transcription regulatory region sequence-specific DNA binding. Gene Ontology annotation, biological process: negative regulation of transcription by RNA polymerase II. NCBI's taxonomy places the organism in Eukaryota, Metazoa, Arthropoda, Insecta, Hymenoptera, Formicidae. The transcript is spliced from 9 exons.